AUGACUUCUGAAGAACAACAACAACAACAAUCCACCAACCCAAAUGCAAAGGAAGAACUCAAUCAAAAUGAUUUGAAUCAAAUAAAAGAUAUUGCACAAAAAAUCCUUAAUCCUAACAAUAAUAACCCCACCAUGAAUGAAUAUAUUCAAAGUACAUUCGCUUAUAUUGGUACCGCUUUGAUGAAAAUGCAAACUACUAAUGAUAAACAAGCUACUGCCAAAGAAAUUGCUGAUGAUUUAACUCAAAGAUUCGAAACUUGGGUUCAAAACAGAGAGGCUGAACAGAAGAAACAACAAGAAGCUGUAACAACAGAAGACAAACCAGCAAUCACUGAUAAAAAAGAGUAA
Candida tropicalis MYA-3404 is the source of this 348-nucleotide messenger RNA. RefSeq lists its product as uncharacterized. The record is from RefSeq and is a predicted model, not a curated record. Lineage: Eukaryota; Fungi; Ascomycota; Pichiomycetes; Serinales; Debaryomycetaceae. The transcript has a single exon. The coding region runs from base 1 to 348 and encodes 115 amino acids.